CCGGUCCUGCUCCGGGCUCCGGCGUGCGCCUCCGCUGCCCGCUGAUGCUGCCCCGGAGAGGCUCCGCGCCGGGGGCUGCCCCGCGGUCCAUGGGAUGAAGGGAGCCUGACACCUGUCUGGAGAGGAGUCCCCAGCCCCUGUGGAGCUGCCCACCAUGAGCAGGACCCUGCUGGCAGGCAGGAUGCAGCCGGAGAUGCGGAGCGUCUGCGUGUUCCUGCCCACGCGCGAGCAGCUCAGCCUGGCCGUGGGGGUCAAAGCCACUGGACAGGAGCUCUUUCAGCAAGUUUGUGAUUUAGUGAAGAUUAAAGAGCCUCACUUCUUUGGCCUCAGCAUUGUUAAAAAUAAUGAAUAUGUUUUUAUAGACUUGGAGCAGAAGCUUAGCAAAUACUUUUCAAAGGAAUGGAAGAAAGAGACCACCAAAGGGACAGAGAAAUUCAGCCCUCCAUUUGUUGCAUUCUUUAGAGUACAAUAUUAUGUAGAAAAUGGAAGAGUAAUAGGCGAUAAGGUGGCACGGCAGCUCUACUACUGCCAUCUCAAAGAGCAAGUACUUAUGUCUCAUUGCAACCACAAAGAAGAAAUCUACUUCUUGCUGGCUGCCUACAGCUUACAGGCAGACUUGGGCAACUACAGAGAGAAGGUCCAUGAUGGCAAAUAUUUUGAACCUCAGGCUUAUUUCCCACAAUGGAUAAUUGCAAAGAGGGGGAGCGACUACAUCUUGAAACAUGCCCCAGAGAUGCACCGAGAGCAGCAAGGGCUGAGUGCUAAGGAAGCAGUGCUGAAGUUCAUUAAGGAGUCCUGCCUGCUGGAAGAUGUGCCCGUCCAUUUCUACAGGCUGCAGAAGGAUAAGAAGGAGGAUCGACCGACAGUUAUCCUGGGCCUGACCCUGAGAGGAAUGCACAUCUAUCAGGAGGUGAAUCACGUUCGCCAGCUCCUCUACGACUUCCCCUGGUCACACAUCGGGAAGCUGGCCUUUCUGGGGAAAAAAUUUGAAAUCCAGCCAGAUGGUUUGCCCUCUGCACGGAAACUGGUUUACUACACGGGUUGCCCCUUCAGGUCACGCCAUUUGCUGCAGCUACUCAGCAACAGCCACCGGCUCUUUCUGAAUAUUCAGCCAGUUUUGAAGCAGAUCCAAAAACUGGAGGAGGCUGAAGAGAAGAAGCGCUACCGGGAGUCCUACAUCAGUGACACUCUGGACAUGGACCUGGAGCCGUGCGACAAGAACUCGCGUGGCAGCGGGAGCAGCGGGGGCAGCCGCAGGGAGCAGCGCCUCUCGCGCCACUCCACGGGCAGCCACGGCAGCUCCCACACCUCGGGCAUCGAGGCUGACUCCCGGCACCGCGUCUCCGUGGAGAUGUCGGUGGACGAGCCCUUCGGCAUCGACCGCGUGCACAGCAAGGAGAAAUCCUGCAGCUCCACCAUCAGCUACGGCAGCUCUGGCAUCGACAGUGGCAGCAAAGGGCGGGCUGAAGAUGACGCUCAGGAUGAUGAGCUUGAGCUGGCAGUAGAUGAGCCAGAGGAGAUGCCUGUAGAUGAGCCUUUAGAGGGAGACCAGUUAGAGGAGGCCACUGUGGGAGAAUCUGUUGAAUCCCUGCCUCUAGAUGCUGCUAGCUGCCAAGCUAUAAAUCAGGAAUCUCUGUCUGUGGUGCAAGUCACACUAAUCAAAAUGAGAGGCCAAAGUGUGGAAUCCCUUCACCAGGUGAGAUCGCCCAAAAGCCGGAGCUGCAUGGACCAGCACAGCCAGAGUUUGGACGAUAUCCGCUUGUACAAGCGCCAGCACCCGUCACUAAGUGCCACGCUGUCGUCAGACACGUCCCACAGCUACACCUUUGGCUGCAGCCUCGAGGAUAAGCUGUCUGUCUACGGCUGCGUGUAUUCCACAGCGGACUGCAAAACCAAGUCUGCCCUUUACGGCAAGCGAUCCAUGAACUGCCUCUCCUUGGAUCUUCUGGGAGAGGACCAGCUCCCAGAAGAGUUUGUGGUGUAAUGAGAUAGGAGCUCUUCGAUACCAUGAAACAGCUCAUCAUGGAAAUAUAUACCUCAUUAACACAUGUGAUGUCACUCUGGUUCUUGCAGGAGAUGGUGAGCAGCUUUGUUAUUCAGCUCCGUAUCAGUAAGUGGCAUCACACCUGCAGACCUGGCUACAGGGCAAAUCAACUGGAGUGUAGCACUUAACACUGGCAUUGGUAGUGUCUGUCUGAGCAGAAAAUAGAAGUGGCCUGCACCCUUGGCAUACACAACUGACAUGAAAACCAAAAAACAGUGGACCAAAACUGGUACUGAGCUAGUAAAGCAAACUGUGUCUAAAUGGAUUAAUCAGAAAUUUAAAGUCUAUGUCAUGUUCCUGCCUUUCUCUUGUGGUCCAUGUCUCUUAAUUUUAGUGUAUAGAUAAUUUAGUUGUCUUCAGUUAGUGCUGCUGCAACAUUGCCAACAGCUGUCAGGCCAGAAUAUACUCUUAACAAAUUUGGAGGGCUGUGUAUGGAAGUGUCUGGCCUGCUCCAGUUGUAAUGAACACAAGUUGCUUAUUUGCUGCACUGGUAGCUAGACCUGCUCAACUAGGACUUUCUUCUUUUGUUGUUGUUACUUUGUUGUAAGCAUCCAGCCAAAUACAAUGUGUGGUCUUUUUGUUUUGUUUUGUUUUUGGGUGUUUUGGUUUUUUUGUUGUUUUUUUUUUUUUUAAUUUUUCUUUAUUGCAACAAAUGGAACUGAUUGUCAGCUGUCUACAACUCCUGUGAUGCAGAUUGGCAUUAUGUACUUGGGGAGUUAGGGAGGAGAUAAAGCAAAUAACUUGGCUGCUUCUGAGAGUACAGAGGGCAAGAGCAUUAAUUGAAUGGCUUUUGAAGAGAGGAGUGUGACUGGAGAAUUUGUCCAGGCAUGAUCACCCCUUACUUUGAUUCAUACUUUAAGUUGUUUUUUAGUUUGUUUUUAAUGAAUCUGCUCCGUAGACUUUUUUUCCCUCUGCUUAGGAAGCAAGUAAGUACUGGAGAAAGUCACUUUGCAAGGACAGACAGAGUGACUGUGUUGUACUUAGUCAUGGAUAGGUCAUGCAAAUAUGUGUGUGUUGUGCUGCAGGGCUGAUGAUGGUGGAAGCGUAGGGUGUUUGUGUGCCAGACCAAGGGUACUUGUUUGGUGAUCUUGAGAGUGGUGGAUCUGGCUGUGCUGGCUCUCACUAGGGAAAUAACCAUAAUUAUGCUGUUUGAUUCAAGCAUUUGGGGUGGAAAACAUCCUUCUACCUUGUUACAUGCAAAUAAAUAUAUUUGAUUUCCUUCCCUCACUAAUUCUCUGCAUUGGGAAGCUUUUACUUGAAGGCCCAGCUUUGUGCCCAACUUUUUUUUUGACAGCUGUGUGCUCUGGUGAAUUCUAGAAGUAGAGGAUACUAUUCUACUGGUUGGGAAAGUGUGUGUUGUGCAGUGUUGGUCAUCAAAAGCUGAAGAUAGCCUAAUUCAGGAAAGGACGGAAGCCAGACUAUGACAAGGAAAGUUUGAGCUACUGUUUUAAUGGUGGGCUUGCAAGUUCAGUAGUUGUCUGCUAAAUUGCAUUCCCAUAAGUCUUUAAGUAACAAAUCCAUGAAAUCCAUCAUCUUGCUACUUCUGAGUGUGAUGUAGAGACAGACCAUGCAGGUGCAUCUGUAUUUGCUGAAGUGGGACCAGCUGCUUUAUAUCCUCUGAGAUUAAUCCAGCACCAAAACCAAGCUGCGUGCACUGUAGCCAUGACUUAAUUGACUGUGCCCUCUUUGAUCACACUGAUCUUUUUUAAUGAACAAUUAGGAGCUGUAUGUUCACUGUAGCCUCUUUUCGUUCCAAACAAAGCCAAAAUGCCUUUGAAAAGUACUUGAGAUAUGUUUACUGCAUCCAAAAUAAAUUCUUCUAAGUGCAUCUAAAUGGAUAAAGGAAAUCUAGCUGGCUGCUCUUGAGCAGUCCAGUCAAGCCUCCCACUGUCAGUCACUCCCUGUUACCUGGGUCCUGUUGGGCCAUCAGCCACAGGAGAUGGGCCUGGCCAGGAUCCAGGAGGCUCUACUACAGGGAGCAGCCUUGCAGCUGUGCAGGAGCCUUGCUUUUGCAGCCACCACCGAGCUGGAGGGAUGGCUCUUACUGCAGCAGUGUUCCUGUCCAUGACAAAGGUCAGGGAGAGGUCGGGAGUGAGAGCCUUGCUAACCUGUUGCUCUCCCACCCAUGCAGAUGUACAGUUACUUGUGGUUCUGGGAAUGGUUGUUAACAGGAAAAAAAGGUCAAAAUUCAGUCGGCAUAGUUGUUUGAAAAGUCUCAUAAAAUGUGUGUGCACCAUGUGCACGCUUCUCUCAAAGACAAUCACGUCCAUAUCUGCUUCAGCCUAACCACAUCACAGAAGUGUUUAUUGCCACUGGGCAGCUCACUGUUCUGCUUUUGCAGUCAGCAGGCAUCCAAAGGAUUUGGUGAAGCGCUGUAAUCCUGCUGCCUCCGGUUACAAAAUGCACCAAUGCCUGAAAACAGUGUAGCCGACUCUUGCAGGAGCAAUCCACUGCUUGUACGUUCCUGGGGGAUUCUUGUAUUUAUUCAUGGCUGGUAGGGAAGGCAAACUACAUGUCUGGCCGUAUUCUCUCUGUGGUCUGUGCAGCUCCCUCCAGUACUGUAAGUGACAUGUGCAUAUGAAGGGCAGACCAGACACUUUUGUGCAUAGACUGAGAAUAAAUCAAUAUCUUACGAGCACUGUGAAUAUCUAUUAUGCAACUUUUGUAUUCAUAUAAAAAGAAAAGAAAACAAAACAAAACCACCUGUUUUUGUUUCUGUUUAGUAAUACAUUUAUUUUUUGUUUGGAUUUAGAAGGUCUCUUACUUUUGGGUUUGAUAGUUUGGUAGAUGUUAGUGUGUAAGCAUUUAUCAGCAAAUGUUAGAAACUAGCUGCCAAUAUUUGUAUAUAUUUGUAAAAUAUUGCUGUUAUAAUCACUCUAUUUUAAUGUUAAAAGUUUCUCCUUUCCAUGAAAGGAUUUUCAUGUUUAAAAUUAAAUAUAAAUAAUUAUA
Oenanthe melanoleuca is the source of this 4993-nucleotide messenger RNA. It is a transcript of the gene FRMD1, whose product is annotated as FERM domain containing 1. Gene Ontology annotation, cellular component: cytoskeleton; cytoplasmic side of apical plasma membrane. Lineage: Eukaryota; Metazoa; Chordata; Aves; Passeriformes; Muscicapidae. The transcript has 14 exons. Gene Ontology annotation, biological process: positive regulation of hippo signaling. The record is from RefSeq and is a predicted model, not a curated record. Bases 155 to 1984 code for a protein of 609 amino acids.